Paralichthys olivaceus (Japanese flounder) is the source of this 2871-nucleotide messenger RNA. Lineage: Eukaryota; Metazoa; Chordata; Actinopteri; Pleuronectiformes; Paralichthyidae. The record is from RefSeq and is a predicted model, not a curated record.
GUGCGUGGGUUCGAGUCCGGUGUUCCACGGGCUGGUGCGGCUGAGGAGGCUGGCGUUCGGAGGUCCGGCUCUGGAGGAGAUAAAGAUGGCAGCUCUGUCAGGGGUCACCGAGCUGGAGACGCUCACAGUUCACGCCAACAACCUGAGCAGGUACGAGUCCGGGGCUCUCUCGUACGUUUGGCCGUUGGGUUGCGUCACUUUGAGCCUCCAUGGACCAUUUCUGACAAACAUGGCAUUGGCCUCGGCCGUGCUCCGUGACGUGUCCUACCCUGAGACGCCCAUCGUUCUGGAAGACCUCCAUCUGAUUGGGAACCAGUCCACUCAGCCUCUCAGAGAGUUGGCCAAGAGGAGGGUCAGGAACAUGACCUUCCGUAACCUUUCCGUCUCUGAUGAGGCCACCGUCAGCGUCAUAGAGAUUUUAGACGGAGUGCCGCUCACAUACUUUUCCCUCGAUGGCGUCACGCUAACGGGUGAAGGCAGGUGGGAAAAAGCCAGUUGGGCCGAUUUUCACAGCAUCGACGAGUUCUUCAUACAAAACAUUGUGGUUCUGGAUGUUUUCAAGUUCGUCUCAUUACUGCGAUUGAAGUUUCUGCUGCAGUACCCCAGGAGGGUGUCCGUCAUAAACUCCAGGAUGUUUGUGAUUCCCUGCGACACGACCUUCCUGAUGUCCAGCCUACAGUACCUGGACCUGUCCGACAACCUGCUGACCGACAUGACUCUGGCCGAGACGCUGUGCAGCAAGAGAGGGGCGCUGAAGGACCUCCGAGUUUUAAACAUCAGCGGAAAUGCUCUUAAGUCUUUGUCUACGUUGAGUCGAUUGGUGGAGAGGCUCCACAAACUGACCCACCUGGACAUCAGCAGGAACUUCUACAGCUCUAUGCCUGGCAGCUGCUCCUGGCCCUCCACUCUGCGAUACCUCAACAUCUCUGGGGCUAAACUCACCACCAUCACUCCUUGUCUGCCCAAAACUCUGGAGGUGUUGGAUCUGAGUAACAACGAUCUUCAAGGCGUCACUGUGGCCCUGCCUGCCCUGAGAGAGCUCCGCCUUUCAGGGAACAAGCUUCUGAGGCUCCCCCCUGGAAGCUGGUUCCCCAACCUCCAAACUCUGACUGUACAGUCAAACACCUUGAACAUGUUCGAUCGCUCGGACCUCCGGUCAUUUCCACGACUCCAGAACCUCCAGGCAGGUCAGAACAAGUUCGUCUGCACCUGUGACUUCGUGGCCUUCCUCCAGUCGAGCAUUAGAGGGGAUGAAGAUGUGCGUUUAACAGACGGAGAGGAGAGCUACAUCUGCGACUCUCCUUUCCACCUGCAGGGGGAACCAGUGGGUCAAAUUUAUCUCUCAUUUGUCCUUUGCCAUCGGGAUUUGUUCGUGUCCCUGUGCUGCGGUGUAGCGUUAGUGGUUGGGAUUCUGGUCUGUGUGCUGCUGUGGCGCCUACACGCCCUCUGGUACCUCAGGAUGAUGUGGGCGUGGCUGAGGGCCAAGCACAGCUCUCGGCGCCGGCGGCGCCUCAGAAAUCGAUUGGAAUCAGAGGCGCUGCUUUCCUAUGAUGCCUUCGUUUCCUACAGUGAAAAAGACGCCGGGUGGGUGGAAACCUUCCUGGUGCCUGAGCUGGAGGAGCCGAGGGAGACCGAUGAAGAUUCUGUGAAUCACACAGACCCUCGGCCGCUGACUCUCUGCCUCCACAAGCGGGACUUCCUUCCUGGACACUGGAUAAUGGACAACAUCAUGAGCGCCAUGGAGCGCAGCCGGCGGACUGUCUUCGUUCUUUCCCAGAACUUCGUCCAAUCUGAUUGGUGCCGCUACGAGCUGGACUUCUCCCAUUUCUGGCUUUUCGAUGGGGACACCAGGGGAGAGCCGGCCAUCUUGAUCCUGCUGGAGCCGCUGUCCAAGGACGAUGUCCCCAAACGCUUCUGCAAACUGCGCAAACUCAUGAGCUCCACCACGUACCUGGAGUGGCCUCAGGAGGAGGAGAGGAGGGGGGAGUUCUGGAGGAGUCUCCGAAGCGCUUUGAGAGGAGACGGAGAGGAGGACGAGUGAGAAAGACAAAGUGAUGAAGACAAGUUUCAAAUCAGUCACAGAAAAAUGUAAAUGCGAGAUUUUUAAUAAAUUUAAUACAUUUGCAAACAUUUAAAAAAAAUAUGUUUUCAAUUGUCAUUAAGAAUUAUUAAGAGUCAACUGAUGGAGAAAAACUUCAACUUCAUCCAUUUAAGAUGAAGAACUGGAACAAAGUGGAUUUGAACACGUGAAGCCAGAAAACUCUGUUCAGUCCCAAAUAUUUCAAUAAAACUGAGAAUAAAUUCCAAAUGAAACGUUUCUAUUGUUUGACUAAGCUGCAGAAUUUCAACAUCUCUGAACAACUUAAAACACUUUGUCGUGGUUCUCUUAAAAUAUUGAAUAAAUACAAAUGAUCAGCAGCAACAUGAGUUAGUGCAGAAAGACGAAAAUAAAACCUUUCCAGGAUCAAUAGUUAUUCAAAGUGUGACUCCAUGAUUGAUCUUCGACAGCAUGUUUUACUUUCUUCUUCACGCGAUGUCGGCUCCGCAGCAGCGAUUACAAAUCUACAAAAACGUGUUCCGAGAAAUAUUUACCCCGACUGCUACAAUAAGUUUAACACAUCAGCUUCAGCACAUUAACAUAUAAUGAAACAGAAACGUUUCAAAUGAAAGUUCACUUACAAGUAAAACAUACAUGAAAUGUAAACAGGUUUUAUGUGAACCACAACUGUUUGUAAUCAAAGUGCAAAGAGCUGAGCAGGAGCUUGUUAUGUCGAAGGAACCAGGCGGAGUGCAAAUAAAACUUUCAAAAGCGUUUUCAUGGCACAAAACAAAGGUUAAACUGAAGCAACUGAAGCAACGUAGUCCAGAAAA